Messenger RNA from Caenorhabditis remanei, 2046 nucleotides. RefSeq lists its product as uncharacterized. The record is from RefSeq and is a predicted model, not a curated record. Bases 1 to 2046 code for a protein of 681 amino acids. The transcript is spliced from 9 exons. Lineage: Eukaryota; Metazoa; Nematoda; Chromadorea; Rhabditida; Rhabditidae.
AUGAAAAAACAAACAAAUCCGAAUCAAUGGUUUACUCGUUUGCUCUUUAUUUUGUUUUUUGAGAAAGUGAAAAGUCAAUUGGAGGAAAUGUCGAAUGUUGGAAAUAUUGUUCUUGAACAAGAUCCUCGAGAUCAAGAUCCAUUCUAUCGUAAUUAUUAUGCGAGAGCUGAAGGAAUGCCAUUGGCAGCAGUGAAUUCAGUUGUUCACAAUGUGAAACAUAAAACAGAAGGACAAUUCAAGAUAUGGCAUGAACUUCCAUCUCAUAAAGUUCGUCCCGGAUACUCUACAACAACAAGAAAACCAAAAUUUGCAACAACAACAAUUCCAUGGGUACGUGGAAGACAUCGACCCCAAUCGGGGCAACAACAGGCUCCGUGGUAUCAGAAAUUCAGCGACCCGGAUGGAUAUGAUACUGGACAUGGAACUGAUUACGAUGACGGAUCAGCUCCACCGCCGAGACCAAGAGGAAGAAGGCCACCUGGAGGAAGAGGAAGACGUCCUCCAUCACCGAUGGCACCAGUUAGAGUUUCAGUUGGGAAAGGAGAAUAUCUUGUUCAUAAUGAAGAAGGAGGACAUUUUGAUGAUGGAGGAGAAGGUACUAAAGCUGAAUCAGAUGAUUCGGAAGGCACUGUCCGGACAGAAGAAGGGAAGAAACCGAUUACGGUAACUGAGAAAACGAAAAUUGAAAUUGCUCUGAAAAAAGAAGAAACGAAGAAAGAAGACGGUGGAGAGUCAGAUGCUGAGGAGGUUACGAAAAAGCAAGAAAGAAGUGCUGAUGAAGGACAAAAACAUGGAGAAGUAGAUUUGGCUGAUCUCAAGAACGGUGGAGUUGUUCAUAAACUUCGCACAUCCGGAAAAGGAAAAACUGUUGAGGAGAAUGAAAAAGUAAAGGAAGAAGAGAAGGAAGAGGUUGGUUCAAAAAAGAAAAAAGGAAAGAAAGAAGAAGAAGAAGACGAAGAGAAUGAAGAGGAAGAAAAACCGAAAACAAAGAAAAAACAGAAAGGAUCAGGUAAAAAAGGAAAGGAAAAUGAGGAUGAUGGGGAUAAAAAGAAAGGAAAACAUAAUAAGAAAAAGGCAAAAGAUGAAGAAGAAGAAGACGACGAGAACGGAGAAUUGAAGAACAUUGAUGGAGAUGUGAGGAUUCAGAAAGCAGUAGAUGGAGAUACAGAUGAUCACGAAGAUGAGGAAGACGAAGAAGAAGAAGAGGACAACAAUUCAAAGAAAAAACAUGGAAGGAAGAGAACAAAAGGGAAAAAGAACGAAGAAGGUGAAGAGGACAGUGAGGAUUAUGAUGAAGAGGAUGAAGAAGAAGAUAACGACGACGAAGAUGAAGAUGGAGAAGAAGAAUCCAAGCAUACUCAUAUUAAGUCAGAAAUCAGAAAGUCGAAAGUACCUUGUACCACAGCACAACGACAUCAGAAUCCAGUUCAACAUCAUCAGAAUAUUCCUCCAACUCAAGUACCGUAUCCCCAUUCGGAUAAUCAUGGAUAUACACAUACAACUACUACAACAACCAGUACAGUGGCAUCGCAAUACACUGGAGAACAGAUGGGAGAUGAUUAUCAUGAAUUCGAGAAAAUGGAUUGUAAUGAAAAGCAGGAGGAAGAAUAUGAUUCAGAUGAGGAAAAUCAAUUAGAAGAAAAGAAGAAACAAAAGAAAAAGAAGAAAUCUAAGAAAAACAAUAAGAAGAAAGGAAAGAAGAAGAAGAGCAAAAAAGGUAAAGGUGGAAGAAGAAACCAGUUGAGUAAGGAUUAUCUUACUUCGAGGGAGAAAGUUGAUCAAAAUAAGAGGAAUCGAGGUCAUAUAUUAGAUGAACUGCAUGCUGAUGAAGACUUGAAGAAACUCAGAAAGGAUUCGAAACCUUCGGAACCUGGAAUAGAUUGUACCACUGCCGUUGAUGAAUUCCCAUUGAAAUGUGGUGCGUGGAAAUCUGCUGGAUUCUGUGACACAAAUCAAGCUACCCAAUUCCUAUGGUGUCGGAAAACAUGUCUCUGUUCAAUCACAACUGUUAGUACCACGGGAAGGUUGCCUAUUUCUGAAGAAUGA